UAUUAACAAAAAUGGCCGCCGUACAGAGAGUUUUGAUGUUUUCCUUCGGCGUUAUUUGUUAUACCUACAGGGACCUAGCAGUUUGAAGAGCUUCGCUCGCUCGAAACUUGCAAAAUGGAUUCCGAUGACAUUUUUCCACCAGUGGCAAAAGAUGACAGGGAGGAUGAGGAAGAGGAGGAGGAGAGAGACAAAGAGCAAGGUGCGGAACCGGUAGUAGAGGAAGGGGAGGAAUACCUGGAGGAACAGUUGGAACAUUUCCGCAAGGAGUGGAAGAACGAACUCGAGAAGGACAUGUUCGGAAACAACCAACUCAAAACUGGCAACGAUUUUAGCAUUGAGCAGCAGGCAACUGACUUGUUUAUGCAGGGAAUUGAAGCUGAGAAAGAAGGAGCUCUUUAUGAAGCGAUCGCAUUUUACCGAAAAUCCGUGCAGUUGGUUCCCGACAUUGAAUCGAAGAUCGACUUCCUCACUCACAGGAGUCCACGUGAGAGACAAGACAGUGAGACAUCUCUUGAUGGAAGUCAAACGAAAGAUGAGCUUGAGGAUGACCUACUAACCCAUUUCCAAAACCUUCACAUUAACGAGAAUGCCAUCUGUGAAAUGGCUGUGUACCAAAGGAUGCACCAUAUCUCAAUUCUUCCGAUUGAGGUAAUUCUGUACAUAUUUAAGUGGGUCGUUUCUGCCGACCUUGACAUUCAAGCAUUGGAGACGCUGUCGGAGGUGUGUCGUGGAUUCUACCUGUGUGCCAGGGAUGAGAGAAUUUGGAAGCUGUCAUGUCAGAAAAUUUGGGGUGAGAAUGUGUCUGGAGUGAAGAAGUUUGCCGGAUCGUGGAGAAGGAUGUUCAUUGAAAAGCCGCACGUACUGUUAAAUGGGUGUUACAUCAGCCGGACAACGUACGUGCGCCAGGGAGAGCAGAGUUUGGAUUACUUCUACCGCCCGUACCACGUGGUAGAGUACUACCGCUUUGUCAGGUUCUUUCCAGAAGGGUCAAUUCUGAUGUUGUGCAGUCCCGAGGACCCAGGCGCGCUGGUGGCCAAGCUGAGAUCUCCCAACUCGAAAUCAUCCGGCCUGCUGAAAGGUUUCUACAAGAUCACGGGCAGAAAGGUGACCGCUGUUCUGAAACGCGAGAAACAUGUUGAGAAUAACCAGAUGGGUUAUCGCUAUCGGCGACAGAGACCCAACCAGAACGACCAGGCAGAGCAGUUGUUCUCUGUGGAGUUUGACCUGCGGGAUGCUGGAAAGCGUGCACACGCUCAGCUGACGUGGCAGAAGUACUCCAUCAGCACGAUCUGUACGACCUCGGGUCAGGAGACGAUCGCCGACUUCGACAUCAACAAGAAGUCGUUCCCACCACUGAAUUUCUCACGAGUUCGCAGUUACACCAGCUUCUCAACGAAACCGCUUGGCGAUUAGUCUGUUAGUUUACACCACUGAACUUCUCGCGAGUUCAAAGUUACACCAACUUCUCAACGAAACCGCUUGGCGAUUAGUCUGUUAAUUAACACCACUGAACUUCUUGCGAGUUCGCAGUUACACCAGCUUCUCAACAAAACCGCUUGGCGAUUAGUCUGUUUGUUAACACCACUGAACUACUUGCAAGUUCACAUUUACACCAAUUUUUCUACAAAACCUGUUAAACAUUAGUAUGUUGAUUAACACCACUGAACUAUUUAUUUGUUUCACAGUCAUGCCAGUUUUUCUAUCAAAUCUUUCCAUAAUUUGUUGGUUACCAUCUGUGAACUGUUUUCAAGUUUACAGUUACACCAGCUUCUCAACUGAAACUCUAUUAGAUUAGUUUCUUAGUUAAUUACUUAAUACCACUGAACUACUCACUACCAAUAUUUCUACCAAGCCUCUUGAAAAUUAGUCUAUUCUUUGGCACCAUUUAAUUAUUCAAGGGUUCGCAGUUAUACUAUAUUCCCAACCAACUCACUCAUUUCCUGUCAUGCCUAAUGGCACUUAAGGCAGCAAUGAAGUUCCUCCACACCGGUCUACCCCUUGCCAAUCUCUCGAUGGUGCCCCAACUGUAGCCUGUCUCCUUCAUCUCUAUUUCCACUGUUCGGCGCCAUGUUGUUUUCGGACGUCUUCUCUGUUUUUUUCCCUUCAGGGGUCCAGCGCACUAUGCAGUUUACCAACUAAACCUCUCACAAAUUAGUCUGUUGGUUAGCACCACCACACCAGUUUUUCUACCAAAACUCUAUGAUAUUAGUCUGUUGGUUAACACCACCAAACUAGUCUUGGGUUCACAAUUAUAGCAGGCCCUAUGGUUAUAAAACUUUUGAAGCCUAGACUCAAGUUUCUAAUACUGUCUUGAUACUUUAACGUCACAGCAAUUCAUAUUAAUUUGUGUGUUUGACGUCAUUAAAGAUUUGAGUUUCGACUCUGAAAGUUUUAUAAGCAUCGGUUCUGCUUUUGUACCAAAUCUCUUGGCUUAUCAUUCGACAUUUAUAGGAUAUUAAAUGAGCUUCCAUUUCGUAUCAUAUUUAUGUCCCGAGUGAAAUAAUUUUCUAUUGUCACAAGCUUCAACAAGUGACAGUGAAAAUUGUUGCACUAGGGACAUAAACAUGAUACAAAAUGGUGGUGAGUUUAAUAUCCUAUUUGUUACCCAUAAUCAGUCUUAAUUUAUAUCACUCGACUCGUUUGGUUGACGUUCCUGUAAGGUUGUAGUGUGCCAGUGAUACGUCCCACUAGAACGCCAUGUACCAAGAUAUUUUUAACCAUGUGGGUAAUAAUAACAUAGUUCCUGUGUGUUUCUUAUCUAAGAUCUGGUUCUGUGCUUAUACAACUAGACUCAAAGCUUCUAUAGAGAUGUGUCCACACAAGUUUGUUUUGUUUAAAGACACCACUAGAGCACAUUGACUUGUUAAUCAUUGGCUGUUGGAUGUCAAACAUUUGGUAAUUUUGAUAUACCGGGUAUAGUCUUAGAGUAGAAACCUACAUUUGGGUCAAUUAUAUAUUGUUCCACUCAGUUUGGUACACUGGCAACAAGGUUUAGAAGUCAUUUUUAUAAAAUGGAAAUCAAAAGGAAUAUUUGUUUAACAACUCUUCAGCACAUUUCAGACUAUGGCUGUUUGAUGUGUAACAAUGUUAUUGCAACACUUGUUCGAGAGCGAGUGAGGAGACUACACAAGCUCCUCUUCAAGGGAUCUCUUUACAUGUACUUCUCAUAAGACAGCUUUUGAUAUACCAGUGAAAGUGAGUGAGGAAACCGCACAGGCUACACUUGAUGGCAUCUUUUUACUUGUACUUUUCAUAAGACAGCUUUUGAUAUACCAGUGAAAGUGAGUGAGGAAACCGCACAGGCUACACUUGAUGGCAUCUUUUUACUUGUACUUUUCAUAAGACAGCUUUUGAUAUACCAGUGAAAGUGAGUGAGGAAACCGCACAGGCUACACUUGAUGGCAUCUUUUUACUUGUACUUUUCAUAAGACAGCUUUUGAUAUACUAGUCAUGGGGCAAUGGUUGGAAAGAAAGAAAUGUUUUAUUUAACAACGCACUCAACACAUUUUAUUUACGGUUAUAUGGGUCAGACAUAUGGUUAAGGACCACACA
Molecule: messenger RNA, 3552 nt
Organism: Gigantopelta aegis
Lineage: Eukaryota; Metazoa; Mollusca; Gastropoda; Neomphalida; Peltospiridae
Product: F-box only protein 9-like
Exons: 13
Coding region: 115-1413 (432 amino acids)
Biological process (GO): SCF-dependent proteasomal ubiquitin-dependent protein catabolic process
Cellular component (GO): SCF ubiquitin ligase complex
Molecular function (GO): protein binding
Source: RefSeq, a predicted model, not a curated record